CCGUCGAUUGACCCAGCAUCAGUGCGAGGUAAAGACUAUAAACACCCCGUGGCCACAGCGAUGCAACUCGGAAAUGCUGCCAAAGUCGAAAUGUUACGAGCGGCCUACGAGUGGCGACAGGAAUUUGAUGCGGCCAAACACGGGGCUGAAGUUGCAGCUCGCCAGUCCGACCUGAAUUGGGCUAAGGAACGGUUCUUUUUGGAGCGUGAAGAGGCGCGCAGCAGACUGGCCAUUGAAGCUCGCAAUGAGCGCAAAGCGUUUUGCGAGAAGCUAGUCUUGGAGGGUAAGUCUCCUGAGGAGCUCGAAAAGUACCUUCGCCUCGUGUAUCCAGAGGGAAGUUGAUUUGAUCGACUGUCAUGUCUUCUGCAACACAACACUGUCUUAUCUUUUGUCAAAGUUUGCUUAUGCGAUUGCGGUUACGAUUUGAUCUGUACCCCGGUUACUGUUACUUGACGAUUCAUCUUGGCCUAUUUCCGAUGUUCCCCUUUUUUCUUGGCCUGUUCCUGAUGUUCAGUUUCUUUCUUGUCAGCCUCUUUAUGUGUGUCAAUCUUGUGUAUGUUGCGAUGUUUUUAAGUAGUGUUCUGUCUGUCCCAAAUGUGUCCAAGUUCGGUCCCGCAAUGCAAAGUUAGUAUCAUUCUUUUUC
Melampsora larici-populina 98AG31 is the source of this 643-nucleotide messenger RNA. RefSeq lists its product as uncharacterized. The transcript has 2 exons. Lineage: Eukaryota; Fungi; Basidiomycota; Pucciniomycetes; Pucciniales; Melampsoraceae. Bases 61 to 342 code for a protein of 93 amino acids. The record is from RefSeq and is a predicted model, not a curated record.